AUGCUAGGUCAGAUCCAUUGGUGUGGAUUGAUAUGUUGGAGACAACUUUUGGAAGAUAUUUUGGCUGCUGAUGUAUUGUUCAUUCUGAUGUUCCCAGUGAUCAAAAUGAAAGCACUCAAGUGUCCAGAGGUUGAUCCCAUUCCAGUUCCACAUGAAUGGUACCAAUCAGGUGAUCUCCUCAUUGGAGGGAUGGCUUCACAGAACCUCUAUGCCUUCAGUGAACAUACUUUUUAUGAACAUCCAUCUCAGGAGCUCUAUGAACUUUCAGAUGUGAUUACAAAAUUCUACCAGCAUGUCCUUUCUUUGGCCUUUGCUGUCAAGGAGAUCAAUGAAAACCCACAAAUCUUGCCCAAUGUUACCCUUGGAUUCCACAUCUAUGACAGCUACAACAAUCCUAAGAUGACCUAUCGGACCACCUUGGACUUACUUUUCAAAUCAGAUAGAUUUCUGCCCAACUACAAAUGUGGACUUCAGAAAAAUCUCCUGGCCACCCUUGGAGGACUUGGAUCAGAUACUUCAUCCCAUAUGGCAGAAAUUCUAGAGUUCUACAAAAUUCCACAGCUUACCUAUGGAUCAUUUCCCCUGGAAGAAAUUGAUAGCUGUCAAUCAUCUUCACUUUACUUUAUGGCCCCAAAUAAAGUUCCUCAGUAUAUCGGGAUUAUCCGAUUACUUCAACGAUUUGGAUGGAAAUGGAUUGGGCUCUUUGCUGCGGACACUGAGAGUGGAGAACACUUUUUGCAGAAAUUGGAGCACUUAUUUUUCCAGCAGGGAAUCUGUUUAGCUUUCAUACAAAGAUUUCCGAAACUAUUGCGUUUGGAUGACCUGGGCAAAUUUAAUGAUAUAAUGUUUAACUUUUAUGCACAUUUCACAGAUGUUAAAACAAAUAUGUAUAUCAUCUAUGGAGAAUCUUUUACACUUGCGUGGCUCACAGCUCUCAAAUCUGUAUGGGAUGCUGCAAAUAAAGGAAAUGCAUCUUUAAGCAAGGUGUGGAUCACCACAAGCCAAAUUGAUUUUAUGCUACCAGGAUCCCAAAGGGAUUGGAAUCUCCAGUUUUAUGAUGGGGCCAUUUCCUUUCAAAUCCAUUCAGGUGAAAAUCAGGAAUUCAAGGAAUUUCUUCAGUCCAUAAAACCAUAUUCAACCCCUGGAGAUGGGUUUCGAAACCAUNAUCUCAAAAAAAUCUUUGCAGAUAAAAUAGCUGAAUCUCCAGAACUACAACCUUUUAAGCUCCACCAAUUUCUUCAAGACAUUUCUUUCAACAACGCAGCAGGAGAGGGAGUGUCUUUUAAUGAGAAGAGGGAAGUUGCAGGUGGAUUUAGCAUCAUCAAUAUGAUCGCUUUUCCAAACAAGUCCAUUAGGACCGUGAAAGUUGGAAAGCUAGAUCCUGAUGCAUCUUAUGGAAAUGAAUUGAUCAUUAAUGAAAAUCUGAUAGAAUGGCACAAAGGUUUUAAUCAGGUUCUUCCAGUUUCUCUGUGUAACGAAUACUGUCGUCCUGGAUAUUGGAAGAGAAAAUCUGAAGAGAAAAGCUUCUGCUGCUACGAUUGUGUUCCAUGUCAACAGGGGACGAUUUCAAGCAAGAUAGAUACAGAAGAUUGUUUCAAAUGUCCUGAAGAUCAGUAUCCAAACAAGGAUCAAGAUCAAUGCCUUAACAAAACAAUGAGUUUCCUGUCCUUUGAAGAAUCUUCAGGGAUUAGUCUGGCCUCAGCUGCUGUUUUCUUCUCCCUCAUGACAACCAAUAUGCUCGGAAUUUUCCUUAAGCGUAGAGAUACCCCCAUUGUCAAGGCCAACAACCGGGACCUCACUUACAUACUACUCAUUGCCCUUCUGCUCUGUUUUUUCUGUUCCUUGUUAUUUCUUACUCAACCAGGAAAAGUAAUCUGCCUUCUCCGUCAACCAGUAUUUGGCAUCAUUUUCUCAGCUGCUGUUUCUUGUGUGUUAGCUAAAACUAUUACCGUGAUUGUAGCUUUCAUGGCUACUAAGCCAGGUUCUUCAAUGAGAAAAUGGUUGGGGAAAAAAUUGUCUCUUUCCAUUGUUCUUUCUUGUUCGUUUUUUCAAGCAAGUCUUUGCAUUCUGUGGCUGGCAACAUCUCCUCCAUUCCCUGAGUUAGACAUGCACUCCCUUAAAGAAAUCAUGAUUUUGCAAUGCAACGAAGGCUCCAUCUUCAUGUUCUAUUGUGUCCUGGGCUACUUGGGCUUCUUGGCUAUUGCCAGCUUUAUUGUGGCUUUUCUUGCCCGUAAUUUACCUGACAGCUUUAAUGAAGCCAAGUUCAUCACUUUCAGCAUGUUGGUGUUCUGCAGUGUGUGGAUCUCCUUUGUUCCAACCUAUCUGAGNACCAAAGGAAAAGCCAUGGUGGCUGUGGAGAUCUUCUCCAUCUUGUCUUCCAGUGCUGGGUUAUUGGGAUGUAUCUUUUUCCCCAAAUGUUUCAUCAUUAUGUUCAGGCCAGAACUUAAUAGCAGACACCAACUAAUCAAACAAAAUAAUUAA
Messenger RNA from Protobothrops mucrosquamatus (brown spotted pit viper), 2481 nucleotides. Its product is annotated as vomeronasal type-2 receptor 26-like. The record is from RefSeq and is a predicted model, not a curated record. The coding region runs from base 1 to 2481 and encodes 826 amino acids. The transcript has 6 exons. Gene Ontology annotation, molecular function: G protein-coupled receptor activity. Gene Ontology annotation, biological process: G protein-coupled receptor signaling pathway. Gene Ontology annotation, cellular component: membrane. NCBI's taxonomy places the organism in Eukaryota, Metazoa, Chordata, Lepidosauria, Squamata, Viperidae.